Phycomyces blakesleeanus NRRL 1555(-) is the source of this 471-nucleotide messenger RNA. RefSeq lists its product as hypothetical. The transcript is spliced from 7 exons. NCBI's taxonomy places the organism in Eukaryota, Fungi, Mucoromycota, Mucoromycetes, Mucorales, Phycomycetaceae. The record is from RefSeq and is a predicted model, not a curated record. The coding region runs from base 1 to 471 and encodes 156 amino acids.
AUGUAUAACUUUGAAAUAUUCUUAAGAGUGAUCAGCGUUGGCUUAAUAUUUGUUACCAAAACCUCAUUAAUAUUAGAAUAUUUUUUACAAGUAUGCAUUCAACAGAUUUUACCAAAGUUCUUGAUAAAUACCAAUAUGCAGGGAAAACAUACGGAAUCCUGGGAGUACACACCAACCUGUCCAACCAAGAUAGGCUUACUAACAAAUCAAGUGUCCCAUUUUGCGGUUUACGGCAUGGAGUAUUCGAGAAAAUUUACAAGUAUCUUCUUCUCCUGUAAGACCAAAGGCCUAAGAUAUUUCCGAAAUGCCAAUGAUAGACCUAUCCAUUCCAUAUUAAUUUGCAACAACUGGAUGUCAUGGCAGCAAGAAACAUGCUCCAUAUUGAACAGGAGAUUUGAAGUGGCAAUGGUAGGCCAGAAAUCUUCAAUCAUCGACAAAGACCAAGCACAACAACACAAAGCACCACAAUGA